CGUGGUCGACUGGAUGGGCGCGUGCCUGAGCUCACCGCUGCCCUCGGAGGACUCGCUCUCCCUGGUGCUUCGGCCGUCGCUUCCUAGAUUGCUGCGCAGUCUCGUGUCCAGCGAUCCGAGUCUCGCCAGGCUGUCCGAGUGCGAGGCCAGCACCUUCAGCUGGCCUCCCAGCAGUUCCGCCGUCUCCACCGAGUCGCAUCUGCAGCGCAACACGUGUGUGAUCAUCCAGGCGUGCACGUGCACGGGAUUGUUGGUGGCGGGAUUCGGCAGCAAAAGGGUCGCCGCUACGACGUCCUCGCGCUGCACCGCCGCGAGCACCGCGUGUCCUGGUACCAGGUGCUUCACCGCCGACCUCGUCGAGCCGCCAGGGUGGACUGUCUGGAUGAUCUUCAGGCCUUUGCUGCUGACCUAAGCGAAUCAUAAUGUCAGUAUAUAAAGAACUGCUGAACACUUCGCAAGCUAGUCUGCACUAGUAUAAUCUAACUGCAAACUUUGCAUCGCUUAUAACUUCUGCGCUAUGAAGUCUGUACUAGUUGUGUUUGCUGCAAUCUGCAUCGCCGGUGUGCUCUCGGACCCGAAAGGAGAUAUCGAUGCUUGCGUCGCUGAAUCAAAAGUCGAUACAAAAUUGUUUGAAGAUAUGAUGCACACCCCUGACUUCAAGGCUACUCGAGAAAUGGACUGCUUUGCUGCCUGCAUGUUCAAGAAAGACGGCGUGCUCGAUGCUGAUGGUAACGUCGACGCAUCUAAACUACCAAAUGUUGAUGUCAGCAAAGUUUGCGGAGCACUUCGUGGGAAAGAUGCAUGUGAAACUGCCGGCAAGAUAAUAGGAUGUUUCGCCGAGAAGGGCGUCAUGGAUGUGUUUCAUAUAGUAUAAAAUUUUAUCUGCGUUUUAUCCAAAAAUAAUCAAUAUGAAAUGAAAAAAAAAAAAAAUUAAAU
Molecule: messenger RNA, 936 nt
Organism: Nasonia vitripennis (jewel wasp)
Lineage: Eukaryota; Metazoa; Arthropoda; Insecta; Hymenoptera; Pteromalidae
Exons: 7
Coding region: 518-874 (118 amino acids)
Molecular function (GO): odorant binding
Source: RefSeq, a predicted model, not a curated record